AUGGCGGCUACACCUGUCCUCAGCCAAGCGCUAGAAAAAGCGCUAAGACCGGUCCUAACUGAACUGGCGGACAUCAAGACUGAAAUCUCCCAAGUGGGGCACAGAGUGGAAGCCCUAGAGCAGGCGACGCAAGACCUCAAUUCACAUGCCAAUGGAGUGACCGAAUGUCUCAGUGGCCACGCUGAAGAACUUAACAGAGCCUUCUCACUACUAGAGGACCAGGAAAACCGUAGCAGACGGCGCAACAUCCGCAUAAAGGGCCUCCCCGAGUCUUGGGCAGCUGAAUCGCUACGCAAAGUGGCCCUGGAGAUAUUUGCCGACAUACUGGAUUCGGACUCGGCCGCCUCAAUAAUAAUCGAGCGCAUCCACAGGGCGCUUAGGCCUCAACCAGCAGCGGACAUCGGUAAUAUCACCAUAUCUGAUCAUGCUCCAUGCUUGGCGUCCUUCACCCUCACUUCCCUACCGAAAAGAGACUGGUGCUGGAAGCUAAAUGAAUCUCUCCUAUACAACCAACUCCAUGCAGACCAGACAAAUCUGACUAUGGUCACCGAGUUUUUCCUCUUAGGAUUCCCAGGCAACCAACUUUUAAGAAGCAUUAUAUUCCUUCUGUUUCUUUUGGUGUUUGGAGCAACAAUAUAUGGAAAUCUCCUGAUCAUCGUCCUGGUGUCCACCAGUAAGAACCUCUACACUCCAAUGUAUUUCUUCAUAUCACAACUGUCCAUCAGUGAUAUCUUAUUAACCACAAAUAUUGUCCCCAACCUGCUCCACAUUCUACUGAAUAAUGGAGAAACAAUUACUUUUAUAGGUUGUAUCACUCAGUUUUAUUUUUUCAGUGUCUCAGAAGUAUUUGAAUGUCUCCUCCUCACAGUGAUGUCUUAUGACAGAUAUGUGGCCAUCUGCAAUCCCCUCCGUUACACUUCUAUUAUAACAAGUGAAUUUUGUGUGAAAUCAGUUGUUUUGAGUUGGGUUUUGUGUUUUUUUGUUUCAAUCAUUGUCACCAUAACACCAUCAAAGCUGAGCUUCUGUGCAUCAAAUAUCAUUGACCAUUUCUUCUGUGAUAUUGUUCCCUUAGUGGAAAUUUCUUGUUCUGAUGCCUUCAUUGUCCAUUUAGAGAUGUAUUUAUUAAGCAUUGCUUUAAUUAUUGCUCCUAGCACAAUAAUUAUAAAAUGUUAUGUGUGUAUUAUUGUUGAUAUCUUAAGGAUCCCAUCCAGUACUGGUAGACAGAAGGCCUUCUCCACCUGUAGCUCCCACCUCAUUGUGGUCUCCAUAUUUUAUUGGACAUUGUUCAGUGUUUAUGUUUUCCCAACAAACGGACAAUCAUCAACCAUCAGUAAAAUCCUAUCCCUGCUAUAUACUGUAUUUACUCCUUUGGUCAAUCCUGUUAUAUACAGUUUAAGAAAUAAAGAUAUUAGGAAAGCCAUACGUGUUAAAGUGAAACAAAUAAAAAAAAGUAUA
Bufo gargarizans (Asiatic toad) is the source of this 1455-nucleotide messenger RNA. RefSeq names its product olfactory receptor 1468-like. Gene Ontology annotation, molecular function: G protein-coupled receptor activity; olfactory receptor activity. NCBI's taxonomy places the organism in Eukaryota, Metazoa, Chordata, Amphibia, Anura, Bufonidae. The transcript is spliced from 5 exons. Gene Ontology annotation, cellular component: membrane. The annotation marks the transcript as partial. Gene Ontology annotation, biological process: G protein-coupled receptor signaling pathway. The record is from RefSeq and is a predicted model, not a curated record.